AUGGCCCUGGAUAUUUCAGUGUCGCACUCCUUGAGGUACGAUUUCACUGCUGUGACCGAGUCCAGCCUUGGGCAGCCUGCAGUUACAGCCCUCGGCUACCUGGACGGCCAACUCUUCGUCGCCUACGACAGCGAGAGCCGCAGCGCCAAGUCCAGGGGUGGGGAACUGCUCCCGCUGCUGGCAGCCAAGGAGACCGCGUUCCUGGAAGGUCGAGCGCAGGAAGUAGCUUGGGGUCUGAAGACCAUCAUGGGCUACAAUGAGCUCAUCGGGCCCCAUACCCUGCAGUUGAGCCACGGCUGUGAGCUAAGCAACAGCGGUAGGUUCUGGCGCUACAGCUACGACGGGGAGGACUUCACCGCUUAUGAUCCAGCGACCUGGGCCUGGGGCGCGACACUCCCCGAGCCCGAGAGACGGCGGAGGCAGCUAGUGGUCGGGCGCCGCCUAUCAGCAGUGCGCGCCUGGUUGGACCACGAGUGCGUCGCGGCGUUGCGGAGCCUACUGGCUGCGGGACUUGGGGGCCCAGCACCAGUUGUGGCCCCCAGGGUUGUGGUGACCCAACAGGAAGAUCCUGAGGGCAGCCGCACCCUGCGAUGCAGAGCAUUUGGCUUUUCACCUGCCAAUAUCACACUGACCUGGCUGCAAGAUGGGAAGGAGCUGACCCUGGAUUCAGGACUCAAGGGGACCCGACCUGGGGGCAACAAGACCUACCAGAGCUGGGCAGUUGUGGGAAUCCUCCCUGAAGAGGAGCUGAGAUACACAUGCUUAGUGGAACACACGGCCCUGAAGAGGCCUAUCAGCGUGGCUUGGAGUCAGAGGACCAGAAAUGAGACUGGUGAAUCCAAAUCCUGCCCAUACUUUGGAGCAUUGGCUCAUUUCCCACUGAUGAGCCAGCUCGAGCCUCUGGAAGAGGCCCCUCCUCCCGGGAGUGGCAGCAAGUGUCAGUUGGUGGAGUACACUUCUGCUGAUGGGAAGCCCCACCUCAUUGACCUGGGCACAGGAAUCGGGACCUUCUUAAACAAUCACACUGAGUUCCAGUGCUACUAUGAAAUGAAGGAAAAGGAUGUGCUUAAAUCUGGGGUCAAUAGCAGAAAGUAUGUCUGGCUUCAUAAGGCCUUGGACACUUCUGAAGUAGACAGAAAAGAAGAUGAGGAGGAAGAAGAAGAGGAGGUAUCCGACAGCUAG
Molecule: messenger RNA, 1182 nt
Organism: Chrysochloris asiatica (Cape golden mole)
Lineage: Eukaryota; Metazoa; Chordata; Mammalia; Afrosoricida; Chrysochloridae
Product: HLA class I histocompatibility antigen, Cw-17 alpha chain-like
Exons: 5
Coding region: 1-1182 (393 amino acids)
Biological process (GO): antigen processing and presentation of endogenous peptide antigen via MHC class I via ER pathway, TAP-independent; positive regulation of T cell mediated cytotoxicity; immune response
Cellular component (GO): external side of plasma membrane
Source: RefSeq, a predicted model, not a curated record